Drosophila busckii is the source of this 1924-nucleotide messenger RNA. It is a transcript of the gene CysRS-m, whose product is annotated as probable cysteine--tRNA ligase, mitochondrial. Gene Ontology annotation, cellular component: cytoplasm. Gene Ontology annotation, molecular function: cysteine-tRNA ligase activity; ATP binding. The transcript is spliced from 2 exons. The record is from RefSeq and is a predicted model, not a curated record. The coding region runs from base 129 to 1832 and encodes 567 amino acids. NCBI's taxonomy places the organism in Eukaryota, Metazoa, Arthropoda, Insecta, Diptera, Drosophilidae. Gene Ontology annotation, biological process: cysteinyl-tRNA aminoacylation.
AUUUAGUUAUUAUUUAGCAUUAUUAAAUAAGUUGUCAAGUCUCAUUGUGUUACUUUUAUCAGCUGCUUAUCGAUACACAAACGCCGGCAAACAGCUGUUAAUCAAAUUUCUGUGAUAACAAUAUAAUUAUGCUUAAAAUUUACAGAAAUACAGCAUUGGACAAAUGCCGGCAUCUGCGGGAUAUGCAACGUUGGCAACGUUGCACCCACACCAAGAGCAGCGCCAGCGAUGUCAAGUCAGAGGAGAACUUCUUCAAAUGGCAAAAGCCGUUGGGACAAUUUACGGGCAUACGCAUUUACAAUCAUCAGCUGCGUAGCAAAGUGCCGUUGGUACUGCGCAAUCCACAAAUGGUCACUUGGUAUACCUGCGGACCUACUGUCUAUGAUUCAACACAUCUGGGACAUGCCAGCACCUACGUUAAGGUGGACAUUAUACAACGCAUUUUGCGAGAUUACUUCAAGCUGAAUCUGGUGACAGCUAUGAAUAUAACCGAUGUGGAUGAUAAGAUUAUAAAACGUAGCAAGGAGUGCAAUCGCAGCAUGUUGGAGCUAACACGCGCAUAUACGUCAGAGUUUCAGCUGGAUAUGCAGCGUCUCAAUGUCAUGCCACCAGAUCUGUUGGCACAUGUGUCCAGCAACAUACUCAACAUACAGCGUUUUAUAGAACAGCUGAUAAACUCGAAGCAAGCGUAUGUGGCGCAGGAUAAGUCGGUGUACUUUGAUGUGGCCAACUGCAAAAGCUACGGCAAGCUGACCGAUGUUAGCUUGGACGAUGUGCAGCCCGAGGAGCAGCAACAGCUGCAGCAUAAACGCCAUCCCGCUGACUUUGCGCUCUGGAAGGCCAAGAAGGAGCAAUAUGAUCCCAGCUGGCUGGCACCUUGGGGCGGUGAGGGUCGUCCUGGUUGGCAUAUUGAAUGCAGCGCCAUUGCCAGCAUGUGCUUUGGCAGCAAACUAGAUUUUCAUGCAGGUGGCCUAGAUUUACGUUUUCCACAUCAUGAAAACGAGGAGGCGCAAUGCUGUGCACAUCACGAGCAGGAGCAAUGGGUCAACUACUGGCUGCAUACGGGCCAGCUGCACUUAACAGGCGAACAACAAAAGAUGUCCAAGUCUUUGGGCAAUACAAUAAGCGUUACACAAUUGCUAGAGGAUUAUUCUGCCGAUGAGUUUCGCAUGGCCUGUCUGCUGUCCAAUUAUCGCAAUGCUAUGCCUUAUAGCAAGGAGCUUAUGCAAACAGCGUGUCAGACGCUGCAAAAGUUUCACAACUUCCAGGCUGAUUUGCAAGCCUACAUGCAGUUCCUCAAGCCGCUAAAGCUGCUCGACGAGGGAGCCUUGGUGGAGCAGCUGCAGCAUAUGACAGCAGAGUUCGACAACAGUCUACGCGAUGACUUUGAUACUGCACGUGCCAUUGGCGUACUGAUGGAUCAAAUGAGCAGCAUUAGUCGCUGCAUAGAUGAUCAGCAGCCAGAUGCAGAGGAACAGCCCGCACAUUGCUUGGAUUUGCUGCUAGCAGCGGGCAAUUUUAUACAGAAAUCCAUGCGCAUCUUUGGCUUAAGUCAGCUUGGCGCUGGCAUACAAACACAAGCCGCAUCCGCAGAUAGUGAAGGCAUCAAUGCCAAUGCGCUUAUUGCUGAUAUUCUGGCGCUGCGCAGCAAACUACGUGAACAGGCAGUCAACGGAAAUUUAAAGAACAUGGCUUUGUUAGCGGCCUGUGAUGAAAUGCGUAAUCUCUUGCAGCAACAUGGCGUGAAGGUGCGCGAUCAUAAGCAGGGCAGCUCCUGGAUUUAUAAUGCCGGCAGAAAAAUUCGUGAAGCAGCCAAGAAGGUGGUUAAUUAAUCACGCAAGCUAAGUUAUUUGAGAUAUAAAGAAAUUUAUGUGCUAGGACAAAUUAUAUUUGUACAUGUGUAAUUAUAAAUUAUAAGAAACUU